Molecule: messenger RNA, 3207 nt
Organism: Adelges cooleyi (spruce gall adelgid)
Lineage: Eukaryota; Metazoa; Arthropoda; Insecta; Hemiptera; Adelgidae
Gene: Gli
Product: neuroligin-like protein glit-1
Exons: 13
Coding region: 218-2707 (829 amino acids)
Cellular component (GO): septate junction; tricellular tight junction; cell surface
Source: RefSeq, a predicted model, not a curated record
CUAUACAAAGUACAAACAAAAACAAUGAAAUUUUAAUUUUUUAACGUUCACAAUUAAUAUUUUCUCACGAACAUUACCAUAAAGACAAAUUAAACACUACUAAUUUUUACACGAGACCGUUAUGUGUGGGCGUAAAAUAACUAUACACUGUCGUGCAGGCUUUUACUGAUAGUCGGAUGAACUUUUUUCUUUUAGUGAUCUUUUCUGAAAAGCUGUUAUGUUAUUUCUUCAGUGUCACGCCCUAUUCAUCGCUUUAACAUCUCAAGUUUUAUUAACAAAUGGCCAACAAUAUAGUUACGAGCCCUAUAAUCGAAAUAGCUAUUCACAACAAUCCCAGACGGCAUAUGACCGUAACUUGCCUCAGUCGGCGAAUGAUCCAUUUAAUCCACAGCUCAAUCAAUAUGGCCAGCAAAAUAAUUAUUUGAAUCGACCACCAUACAACCAAUAUCCUGGAAAUCUGCCGUACCCCGGCAGGCCCGGAACACCUGCUUAUCGACCAAAUGGUCUUAACUAUCCUGGAGACAAUACGUUAUUGCUACCAGGAAUUUUGGGCAAGUGGCGACCGGAUCUACAGGGUAAAGAAAGACCGGAUUCCAAGCAACUUGACAGAGACGUUUUUGUAUCUACUAAAUACGGUCAAAUACAAGGUUUUAAGGUACACCUUUAUGACAACCCUCUGCCUGAAAGUGGUUAUAGGCCUUUCCAAACACCCGUCGAAAGAAAACAAGCUGAAGUGGCAGUGUUUUUAGGCAUACCAUAUGCAUCACCGCCAAUCAAUGACGGUAGAUUCCGGCCACCACGACCACACAAAGGCUGGCAGUUGCACCAAGCAGUUGACUAUGGACCCGCUUGUCCACAACCUGCAAUGUACACAGGUUUAACUAAAGGUGUAUCUAAGGUCGACGAAGAUUGUUUGUAUUUAAAUAUUUUCAUGCCAUCAACCGGAAUUGCACCUGCUAAGCCAUAUCCAGUUAUGUUUUACAUACACGGCGGAGACUUUAUUCACGGCUCAUCAAAUUCAUUUCAUGGACACAUGAUGGCAGCUUUCUAUAAUGUGGUAGUUGUAUCUAUCAAUUAUCGCCUAGGAGCUCUUGGGUUCUUGAGUACUUGUGAUGAGAAUUCCCCAGGAAAUUAUGGAUUAAUGGAUCAGGCUAUGGCUCUCCGUUGGGUCUAUGAUAAUAUUGAAUUUUUCAAUGGUGAUCGUAGGUCUAUUACAUUAUUCGGUCCUGAUGCGGGUGCAGCAUCUGCGGGAUUGUUAAUGGUUAAUCCAAGAACUAGUUUCAUGGUGUCUAAAGUAAUUGCUCAGAGUGGUUCUGCACUUGCUGAUUGGGCACUCAUUAAAGAUAGAUGGCGAGCUUUGAAUACAACUAGAGUGUACGCAUCACAUAUUGGUUGUAGCAUCGAUUCUACUUGGAAAAUUGUAGACUGUUUAAAAAGAGGACGUAGCUUUUUAGAACUGGGUGCUGAUUUUAAGCCACAAAUUGGUUUCAACGCUUGGGGACCAGUUAUUGACAAUGAAUUUUUAGUACCCAAAAAUAAUUGGUAUGAUGGCUGGCAACAAUCAGAUUGGCAUUUUGUCAAUGAGUCAGUGGAACACGCUAUCCGGUAUGGCCACUUCAAUAAAGAUCUUAGGUACAUGAGUGGCGUCACCACUCAAGAAGCAGCUUAUAUACUCGUUAACAAUAAAACUUAUACAGUAAGUGAAGAAUUGUUUGAAAAUAAAGUCAAAGAACUAGUUCUUCAGUAUAACUACACGUUAAAUCCUACGGGUGUCUAUCAAGCGAUUAAAUAUUUAUAUACAUAUUGGCCAGAUCCCCAUAAUACAGAUUCAGUACGAACUCAGUACAUAAACAUGUUAUCAGAUUUUUUGUAUGUUGCUCCACAUGACCAAAUAUCUAAAUUACUUGUAAACGAAGGUGUUCCAGUUUAUUUAUAUGUUUUAAAUACUACUGUGACAAGUAUUCCUUUACCAGAAUGGAGAUUAUAUUCACAUGAUACUGAAUAUUACUUUUUAACUGGAGCACCUUUUAUGGAUAGUGAUUUUUUCCCACGUAUACCUGUUGUGGAUAAAAGAAAAUGGACAGAUAAUGAUCGCAACAUGAGCCAUUUUUUUAUGAAAGCUUAUACUGAUUUUGCAACUCACGGAAACCCUAGUCAGACGCAGAUUUUGGGUUUACAUUUUGACAUGGCUGUGAAAGGAGAUCUUAAGUACUUAAAUAUCAACACGACUUUCAAUUCAACUAUAAAACAAAAUUAUAGACAAAUGGAGUCCGCCUUUUGGUCAGAGUACUUGCCGACAGUUAUCGGUAUUCUUGUUCCAUUCUAUCCACCGACUACAGAAUAUUGGUGGGAGCCUAAAACUCCGAUACAAGUAGCAUUUUGGGGAUUAUCCGGUCUUAAUAUGCUAUUGAUUGCCCUAACAGCAAUUAUGUGCAUUUUAUGGUGUAAUGCAAAAAAAACAAAAGAUCACUAUUUUAACGGUGAUGUAUUGGUCGUAAGAGAAGAACCCAUGGCAAUGAGUCAACAAGGUAUUGACAAUCGUAGUGUCAGUAAUAUUUAUGAAUACCACGAUGCACCUAUCAAAACACUAAACGCUUCUCCCAGGAAAACGGCGUCGGCUAGCACUUUAAGAACAAAUAGCGCCGCUUCAAUGAGAGAUCAUCCAAUGGGAAUAAGUGAAAAACCGGUACCGCAAACUCAGGUUUGAUUUAGAAUUUGAUGUACGAUAUAAUAUGUAUAGUCAUUUAGAUACAUUAAUAGUAUACAAAAUUACAUGUAUUAAUUUGGGUUUGUGACCUAAUUGUUCAUGGGCAAAUAAUAUUUUGAUUUACUGUUUUCAUCACAAUCAAAAUGUGAUUCCAAUGAUUAGCGUGUAAGAGUUUUCCAUAUGAUGUAACGGUUCCGUCCAGUGUUACUCAUACACAAUGACCAUUCAUAUUUUAUUAACUUAUUUUUUUUAUUAGUAACUAUCCGUCCAGGAAUAAUGUAAAUUAUUAUAACAAGAUGUCUGUCCUUUAUACUGUAUGUUUAAUAUUUUUAACAUAAGUAACAUGAAAUUAUAAUUAUUAGUUUAUUAUUUUGUUAAUUAAAUUCUGCAAAACGAUGUAAAACUACAAGUUUUUUCUUUUUGACCAAUUUAAAAAUAAUACAUCACUAGUACUUACCAAAAAUCUUAGAAAUUUACAUCACAAAGGUUUAUUUAUACAA